Messenger RNA from Musa acuminata AAA Group (dessert banana), 507 nucleotides. RefSeq names its product selenium-binding protein 1-like. Gene Ontology annotation, molecular function: selenium binding. The transcript is spliced from 2 exons. NCBI's taxonomy places the organism in Eukaryota, Viridiplantae, Streptophyta, Magnoliopsida, Zingiberales, Musaceae. The coding region runs from base 1 to 507 and encodes 168 amino acids. The record is from RefSeq and is a predicted model, not a curated record.
AUGCCAGGGCUGAUCUCAGACUUUCUCAUCUCUCUUGAUGAUCGGUACCUCUAUUUUGUCAACCGGUUUCAUGGAGAUGUUAGACAGUAUAGCAUUGAAGAUCCUUCAAAGCCGGUGCUGACAGGACAAGUAUGGGUUGGAGGUCUCCUUCAUAAGGGAAGUGACGUAGUCUAUUUGUCAGAGGAUGGGGCGGAGUCACAAUUUAGUGUACCUGUGAUUAAGGGAAAUCGACUUAGAGGAGUACCGCAGAUGAUUCAACUGAGCUUGGAUGGGAAGCGGCUGUACGUGACAAACUCACUCUUUAGUGUGUGGGAUCAACAAUUUUAUGGCCCAGAUUUCAUGAAGAAGGGAUCUCACAUGCUGCAGAUUGACGUGAACACCGAGCAAGGUGGAUUGACCAUGAAUCCAAACUUCUUUGUUGACUUUGGGACAGAGCCUGAAGGACCUGCACUGGCACAUGAGAUGAGGUAUCCUGGUGGAGACUGCACUUCCUAUAUUUGGAUAUAG